AACUCAUGGACGACUUCAAAACGUAAUAAAUCGGUGUUUCCUUGGAAAUAAUAUUGAUGUUUCACAAAUUUAGAGGAAUUACCAAAGAAUGGAAAUGGUUUUGUGCCACCUCUGGUUAUUGAGUUAUUUCAAGGAGUUCAAGCUUACCCAGUACUGAAAAAUGAGAACAGCGAGUACGAAUAUGUGUCCAAGUUACCGUGGCAAUGGAUGCUAAAGACUUGAGGACCGAGUCUGGUGUGAGUGAACGCAAUAAUGACGGCAGCAAGUACAGUCAAAGCAGCGGUAUCGCGCUCCACUGUGACAGAAAUAAGCCGUAUCAAGAUAUCGGAUCUAACUCAUUGGGUAAAGUGGAGGUACAGAACGCGCGGCCAUGCGCCGUCAUCGGUCCCGACCGAGUCGUGCCUCCGCCAGCCGUCAGCGACGCGUAUCACAUAAAGAAAGGUCCUGCCGAGCCAUGGCCAUGCAUGGACAACACGUACAGACGUCUACCCGAAUACCCCCAUAAGUUAACCAGUUUCCAGAAUCCAACAAGAAACAUAUCACCAAGACAAACAUUCCAAGAAAACAUGCAGCGUAUUAUGGUGCCACCCACAUACAACUCAAUCAAAAUAAACGAUGACACCAACUAUGCUCAAAUAACAGAUAGAAACAACAGUGUACCUAAGAAUAUCAAGUUAAAUAUGCCGCCAGAGGCAAAGUUCUGUGAUGUGCCUUAUGCUGUUAAUCCUACUAAUAAUGAACUUAAAAAUGUUAGGAACCCUGAAAUGUGUUUACCUAGUGUGAAUCCCACUGUGACACGGACUGCUCCUCAUGGAUGGCCUACAGGCAGUGUUAAUUUACGAUCCACGAGGAUGUAUAGUGCUCCUGAACUGUACCAAUAUCAAGAGUACCCUAGCUGUGCUGGCCCUCGACCAGUAGUGCCCAGACCUCAUAGAACUGUUCCAGAAGAUCAGGGCUAUGUGUAUGCUGACCCUUACUAUCAAGAAGGAAACAUUCGCUUCAAGCCUUAUCCAAGUGUGAAAGAAAGAUAUCCCCAGCAAAGGUAUGAGUACAUUGGUAAUUAUUCUAAUCCAUUCCAUCCACCACCUGGUUUUCCAGCUCAUAAAUAUGAGUUACAGAAGUCUAUAGCACCACAUCCCUAUCCUCCAUAUCCUCCAAUCAAGUAUUUGGAUAGCCGAGUAGCGGAACCUCAUGUCAUGGAAGGAUAUCAAAGAACUCCCCAAGGUAACUACAACAUUCAAUAUCGUAAUCAAGUAAUCCAUCCAAAUUAUGGACCAGUAAUAAGUAACUGUCCCCAAAAUAAAAUGCAUUCAUAUCCACCUGAUGCUCAUAUGAAAACAAUACAGUCAAACAAACUACCUUAUGAUAACAGUACUAAAGCGUAUAUUGAAUAUGAUAAUAAUAGACCCAAGAUAUAUCCUCCAACUGAAAGCUAUUUUGUCAGUGAAAUGUCUAGGAUGCCUAUGAAGAGCCAAGUUAUAAUGCCUAAUUAUUCUACAAUAAAUGUACAUAACCUACCUCCAAAUCCAUAUUACAAAAAAGACACCCAACAGUUAAAAAAUUAUGAACAUAUGGCUCAUUUUAGAAACAUGGACCCUAACAUUAAUAUACACAACCCUAUGUCCAGACAUGCUCCUGUGUUUUCACCCAACACACUAGCAAUUUCUCCCACAGAUUCUAAUACUAGUAAUGAUACAACCCAAACUCUUGGGACCUCUCAAGAAGAUUGUGGUUAUGUGAGUCAAUCAUCUACAGCAAGUGUUAGAAGUAUUGAUUCUGGCAUCAACAGAAUACCAAAUGAAUACCUUAGGAAAUAUUAUGAUAAUAGGUAUGGACCUAUUGUCAGAUCCUCGCCUAUGAUGUCAAAGUCGCAAUUAAAUUCUAAUAAUAAUAUGUCCAAAGACAAAAAACAAAUAGAUGUUAGACAGUUCCUGCAAAUGUGGAAUGAAGGAGAUGAGGAGCAAGAAGAAAAUGGCUCAAAAGAAAUAAUCAUCCAGACAGGAUCUAGCGAGAAAACGAACUUCAAUAAGACAAAUGAUGGAAUGAAUAACCAAGAACAACUGUAUGUCCUUGGACUUGUAAAUGUUCCAAGCGAAGAACUCGCUAAAUAUGAACAUAUUCAAAAAGUCUCCAAGUUACCUGAGAAUAUCAAAGGAUAUAACAGUAUUGAAUUACUCAAUCAAUUUGAAGAGGUGAUAGAAUCAUCGAAUAUGAGUAACUACAAGACACCAGUCUCCAAAGACUACCAUAUGGCCAUGAAAGUUCAUCAGAAACAGUUAACAGGAGUGAUACCACCUAGACCUGUUUCACCUUUAGAUGUUGAAGCUAAAAUAAGUCAAUCUGUCAUUCAUAAGGAGGUUGGCUGUAAUUUUGAAAUAAAGCCUUGUAGUCCAAAAAUGCUCAAUGUAGAAGUAGCUGCACCUGUUCAAAAUAUUUUGGCUGAAAGGUCCAUAGAGAAACUUGCAAAUCCAGUGAUGAAUAAGUCACCUAUGUUGAAUGGAAUUAAUGAAAAUAUUGAUUGUAACUUAAUGAAACGAGGUGAUCAUCGAAUGAAUAUGAAUGAAAACAUAAGAAUUCCCAGCUGCAAAAUGAUUAACAAUACACAAUUUUCAAAUACUAACCCUAUGGACCCUAUUAAAACCAGCUAUAGUUUACAGGACCUAGAAAGUAAUUCAGGCUUAUGUCUAGCUUCACUGCCUCGACUUGAUAAUGACAUUGAAUUAAACUUCCCUGAAGUAAAUCAACAAUUCAUUAAUGCAAAUAAAGGAGAUAAUAAUAUUUUAUCAUCCUCAAUGAGAGAUUUGCCAACAUUAGAGGUAUUAGAUCCACCAGAGAACCAAAUCAAAAACAAAUACGAUCAUACUAAUUUAUCUCGGGCAGAAAUUGAUGCUGCAAAAUCGCCGUGCAUUAUUGAAUCUGAAACAGAAUUUUCUAAAUUGAGUAAAUAUCGUAAAACUAAAAUCAAUUCCUCAGAAGUUAAAGAAAUCCAAAUACAACACAAUAUCAAUGCCAUCAGAACGGAUAGUGUUAUAAUAAAAAAUCCUGAUAAUAUAAAGAAUUACGAAGAUAAUUCAGACAUUUCAUUAAAUUGUUCAGAUAAAAUCGUGACAGAUGUUCAACAGGUUCCAAUAAAUUUAACUGCUCAAGAAAAUCUUUCAACUAUUGUAAAAACUUCGGAAAAUAUACAUCCUAUUGAAUCAGAAAAAGAAACUCUCCUGCCUACUGAAAUUGCAAUAGACUUCAGUUUAAAUAAAACAGACAACCUGAAUAAUACUGAAUCCAUAGAAACUAAAAUAGAUUCACCAGGUAAUUCACCCACACAUGUGGAAGAAAACUAUUUAAACACAUUUAUAAACAGAGAAGCUUCAUCUGAUCCUAUUAGUUUAUUACCUGAAUUUACUGAGCGACAUGAUAACAUCGUGAAAGAGGAUAAAGGGUGUGAUUUAAGCAAGAGGGAAGGAAAUGAUAAUAUACCCAUUACGAAUAACGAAGACUGUAAAAUAAAAGAAGAAACUUUAACUAGCAAUGAUGACCAUAAAAGCCUUGUAAAUUACUUACACGAAAAGGAAGAAAAAAGUGCUGUUACGGAGCAUACAAUUACGGAUAAAAAUGAGUCACUGAAUCCACCAGAAACGGAAUUGCCUGAUAGUGUUAAUUUGACUGUUUUAACUAGUGAUCAUAGCACAGAAACAAUUCAGAACGAUGUAGACACCAUUGAUACUUCAAAUAAAUCGUCAAAAGAAGCAGACUACAUGUUUCCAGAAACACAUUCAAAGUAUACAGAAAACCUCACAGAAAAGUCAAAUGAAAUUUAUCAACCAAACAUUGAAGAUAAAAGUGCCGCUAAAGAUGAAAAUGAUGUGAUGAUGGAAAACUGCGAGAAUCAUGAUUUAAUUGAGGAAUUAAGUAAUCCCAUACCUAAUAAAUCAGAACUUGAUUUGGUCACUUCACAAAAUAAUGAAUUUAAUGAAAUCUCAGAUACUGGAACUUAUCCAGAAAUCAAAGAAAAAACACCUUAUACCUCACCUUUACAUCAAAUUGAUAACAAACAAUGUCAAUUAAAUGAAGAUUUGUGUUGCGAUGACUCUGAAAAUAAAGAAAAAACAAAAGAAAUAUUUGCAGGAAAGAUUUCAAAACAUUAUGACAUAGAUCAUACUGAUGAUAAAAUCGAAAAUGACAACCCCUUACAGUUAUUGGACGAACUUUCAUCAUCAUCAAAUCACGAAGAUAAAUUAAACAAAACAAAUAAUGAAGAAUUUCUAGAUACACCAAGCUGUAUGAAACAAUCGGAUCUUUAUGACUGUGAUCAGAUUAUUAAUGAAGAUUUAGAACUGCCAAUUCCACGAGCCUUUAGGUGUUUUAACAAAGAAUUGUAUUCGCCCUGGAUCCAAAAAUUACUCACUUUUUCCGAAGGAAAUUGUAACAAUCUAACACCAGAAAAGGACAUCGACUGCUGUGAUGAUUUUUUCUAUGACUCGAUGGAAUCCUUAAAUACUUCAACAGAAACUGUAGUAAAACAAGAUGACUGUGAUUUAGAUAUGUGUAAAUCACCAUUUAAAAAUGACGAGCCACUAUUUGAAGGUAAUAAACCAUUAUUUGAAGAUAGCAAACAACCAUUUGAAUAUGGUAAUCCACCUUUUGAAGAUGACAAUCCACCACUGAAAGAUGACAAACCACCAUUCGAAGAUGACAAACCACUAUUUGAAAAUGAGAAACCACCAUUUGAAAACGACAAAUCACCAUUUGAAAGUGAUAGACCACCACUUGAAAGUGAUAAAUCACCAUUUGAAAGUGAUAAACCACCAUUUGAAAGUGAUAAACCAUCAUUUGAAUGUGAUAAACCACGAUUUGAAGAUGACAAAUCACCAUUUGAAGAUGACACACCACUAUUGGAAGAUGACACACCACUAUUGGAAGAUGACACACCACUAUUGGAAGAUGACAAACCCCCAUUUGAAGGUGACAAACAAGCAUUUGAAGAUGAUAAACAAGCAUUUGAAGAUGACAAACCACCAUAUGAAGAUGACAAACCAACAUUUGAAGAUGAUAAACAAGCAUUUGAAGUUAACAAAUCUCCAUUUCAAAAUGACCAACAACCAUUUGAAGAUAAUAAGUCUCCCUUUGAAGAUGACAAACAACCGUUUAAAGAUAAUAAACCUCCAUUUGAAGAUGACAAAAAACCAUUUGAAGAUAAUAAAUGUCCAUUUGAAGAUGACAAACAACCAUUUGAAGUUAACAAAUCUCCAUUUGAAGAUGACAAACCUGUAACAGAAGACUUGGACCAGGACAUUCAAAGUGAUAUGGAAAUGGAAACACAUAAUACCAGCCUUAUAAAUUCUCCGGUUUUAGACGACUAUAUCGAUGAAUCUGUGACCAAUCAGGUAGUUUUAAAUAGUCAAAUCGAUUGUGAGGAUAAUUUAAAAAUGGAAGAAAAUCCUGUAGCUGAUGAAGUUGUUGCCGAUGAUGAGCCAUACCUCAAAGAAGAACUUAACAAAAAUGAUGUAACUGAAUCUUGUAUAGAAUCAGACAUUGAGGAAAAUACACUAACGGACAAAAAUGUAAACGAAAAUCAGUUUAAUAGUGAUGUUGAUAAUCAAUGUGAGGUUGUAUCUGAAGUAAGUGAACUAGAUACAUGUAAUGAAGAAGAAGUCGCCUAUGAAUCGAUUCAAUAUCCACCAGUUCAAUGUGAUGAUCAGUAUGAUGAUAGAAAACAGAAUACAACUUUAGAAACUACUGAAUCUGAAAAUGUUCGGUUUCCUUCUAAUGAAAUCCCGUAUAAAAAGUGCAAUCGACUUAAAAGAUCCUUAUCAGAUUCUGCAUUAAACAUGUACAAUAAUGAAGAACAGUCGAAACAGGAAAAUGAAGAUAAUGUUCAGUUUAUUUGGCCAUUUAAACGUAGAAAGGUUAAUAAUGUAAACAAUGAAUUCCUAGCUCAAAAUUUGUGCAAUUUAAUUCAUAAUAAUAGACGUAAUUCAGUGUCUUCUUUUUAUAAUGAAGAAAAUGUUUCGUUUUGUAUUUUGAUAGAUAAUAGUUGCAUUAUAACUGAAGAAGAAAACGAAGAAACAGAGAAAGUUUGUUAUACAGAACUUUCGGAAGAUUGUUUACAAAAUGAGCAAAAUACCGAGACUUUAACAGAAGAUAUAUCAAAUCCACAACCAGAACACGCUUGUGAUUAUUCAGAUUCAGUUGUAGCAGACUGCGAAGAAGAAAAAACCUUAGAAGAAUCAUGGGUGGAAGAUGUGGGUUGUGAAGAAACGAUUAUCGAUGACGAUGUUGCCGAAGACAUAGAAAUUUGCGAACCUUCGUCGCCAAAAGACGUUAUUUUGUCUGACAAUGAAGAAUCGGGUGUUUUUAGUAGCAGCGAGCACACCGAUAAAGUAAAAUCAAUAUAUGGUGAUAAAAUGUGUAGCGAUGAUGCUCUAUUCGUUGAAACUCUGUAUAAUACUCCCCAAAUGGAUGUGAAUAAAACUUUGUAUAGCAGAGAAACUCGUGUCUCUGAAGAGUAUGAUAGAUAUUAUGAUAACUAUUCUUUAGAAAAAAUGCUAUCGGAAUCUAAUGAACCACCAUUGUCGCCUUAUGUUCCACCAUAUAUUGACAAAAUUUUGAACUCUGGCAAAUUGAAUCCUAAAGAAGCGCCAGAAAACAAGAAGAACGUAAGUGAAGGAACUUCAUCUCCAUUCCAAAAUAAGAGUAAUGCUUUAGACAUUGUUGUAGAUAUUAAUGUUGAUAAUAAUCAACGUGAAAAUCGACAUUCCAUAGAAAUUUUUGCUAAAACUCAAGAAGAUGCCGUGCAUUCUUGCGAAUCUAGUGUUGAUAAUGUAUUUACGUAUAAUCAGAAAGACGAAGAUGCAGUUUAUACAUCUAGUUCACCUGAAGUAUCUUCUACUACUUCGGAAGAGAAAAACUCCAGCAUAUUAUUAAAAAUAACAAAUUAUAAAGGUUCUAGAAUAUCACAAAUUAAUGAUAUUAGUAGUGUUAAUAAGAGGUCUAGUUGCAAGUUUACAGAAGAAAAGGAAUAUUUACACUCUCACGCAAAUUUUUCCUCAAAUCGACCACUUUUGACUAAAGCAGCUCAAAAAUAUAUUCCUCCCUUAAAAGAAUCCAUCCGUGAUCUUAAAGUCAAACUUUCUUUACCUCAACAUAGUCUUAUGAAACUAAAGCAAUUAAAAAUGUCCAAAGAUGAACCAAAGCUGAAUAAACAAAAUGUUUCAACACCUCGCAUUCCUAAGAAACCAAAGCCUAAAUUUGAAGACGUUCUUAAAAGUAUAGAUGAAAUGCAAUUUAAAAUGCAUAAAGAAAAGACCAAAAAACCAAAAAAAUCUAUUCCUAAAGUAGUUAUUAAGAAAAAUCGAAACGGUUCUCAUUACGCGAGUACUUCAAAUAAAGACGAUUUUAACCCGGAUUUGACAGGUAGAAAAUGGCAACCAUGGGUGUUUAUAGAGAAAAACCAUUUCAUUGACAAAAUGGCAACUAGAAACAAAACGAAGGCUAUUUACAGCCAUAGGAAGAGGACUUAUGUGUUAGCUGAAAAGUUUCAGAAGUAUAAGUCCGCAAGCAGUGCUAAGUUUGUGAUAUCGCCACCGAUAUCGGACAACUCUUCUUCGGGACUUAAAUACACGAUAAGAUUAAAACAUAAUUACUGAGUGUAGUUUGUGUUGAGUGUCGCAGUUCCUUGGGUCUAUGUAUAAUAAUUAACAGCCAUAUUGGCUUCUGUGUUAAUGGAUCCCACCCCAAUAAAGGUCUCGUGUUAUCAUUCCUACGAUUCUAUUUUAGUUUUUUAGUAGUUACCCAUGUUAGUUUACUAUAUAGUUUAUUAUAACGAAGCCAAAUUCAAUACUAAGUGUGAUAUAAAAAGAAAAGAAUUGUUAUUGUUUGAUAGUGCAAUUUGAUCUGAUCUGUAAUUUGUUAGAGUUUCAAAUUUUAUUAUAAUCGUUUUUACCUGCUGUGCCUGUCAUUCCAUUUUUAUUAGUGUUAUUGAUUUGUACUAUUUAUUUCUUAGAAUUGCACCUUCAAGAUUUUAGUUAUUUAUUUAGCCAUAAUUUAUGAGUAUUAUUUCCGUUAAAUAUUUGAUUCCAAAUAAUACUGAUAUUUCUUAUAAAUAUGUUUAUGUUUGAAUAAUGUUUAGAUGAGUUUUCUGUAAGUUGAUUUAUUCGUAUUGGCGGCGGAGUCCAUGCCUGACUAAGUAAAUGUUUUGUAAAUAUAGUUGAUGUGUGAAGUUGUGUGUGCAAUCAAGGUCACCUAACAUAAAAAUGUACUUAUACCUAGUCUAAUAAUAAUUGGUAAUAGUAAAUACAUAGACCGAUAUAGAUAUUCAUAUUUUUGUGUGCCUAUUUAAAGAAUUUAUUUGUAAUCUAUCGAUAAAUCGAUCCACUCCAUUUGAUGAAAUAUGUCGUAAACCUCUUUCUGUCUUCCGUCGCCAAAGUUGAGAGCGUCGCUGUAAUGUAUGUGGUGCUUCAUUCUGAAACCGAGUGAUAGGUUCAUUGUCGUUAUAUCGCCCGUGAUGAUUGCAGCUUGCAAAUAUCCCGAUUAUAUUUACACAACGUCCAGAGAACCGACAGAGCCUUGUUCUGCCUAUAUUAGCGGUCGAUACAAAGAUAAUGAGCUAAUUUUGAUGAUAUUUAUGUACCUUGGCAAUGAAAUAAUCACUGUGUGGUUUUGACAAGAUGUUAUAAAUUAGUGUUAGUACGAUCAGUGCCUUCGGUACUGUCAACAUUGCUCACGUAUAGUAAAUUUUAAGCACAUGUGUAAUCAUGUCUGGUAGAUAUUGAUUUGACUGCAACAUGUAUCUAUGUUACUGUGUAGGCGAAGUACAAAAUUUGCACACUUUAAUUGUUAAAACCUUAUAAUGUAACAUGUAUUUUGUAAGAAUAUGUUCGUUCAAUAUCAUUCAAUAAUUGUGUUUGUAAUGAUGUUGCAGUGAAACAACAUAGUGUAGGUAGGUAAUAAAAUUAAAGCGUGAAAUAACCAAAGCCAAUACUCAGAAAUAAUAGAUGUUGAGAAAGUGUGUACGUACGUAGGUACCUACAGAAUGUAUACCUACACGGCGAAAUAGCUGCCGGAUGCGAUACGUCUCGUAUUGGAGAGGUAGAUGUAUCAUAAUAGUCCAUGUAAAAUAUCAAUAUAAUUUAUACAAAUUGCACCCAGAAUAUUUAUUGGGCAUAUUUUCAUAUACGUACCUAGGUUGCGAAGUUUUACUACAUCUCAAUGUUUCAAUACAGGUACAUGUUUUACUACGUGGAAGCAGCGUUAGGAUACGCGGACAGUGCCUUUUACAUAGUGCUGAUAUUAUACAAGCAGUACCUUCGAGUACCUAUGUCUUAGGACAAAUGUUACUCUUACUACAUACGUUUUGGCCAUUUUAAAUAUUUUGGAAAUAUCUGUUGAUCUCAUAAAGGCACUCACCGAUUCAUGUUUUGCCUUAUCGUGCCUAUAAAUAUAUUUUAUUAUUAAAAUACACUAUUUUGAUAUCAUGUACAGGGUGUUCAAUAAAUAUACCAAAUAUAUGUGCUUUUAAGUCCUGCAUACAUGUAUUUGCAAAGUGUUGCCUUCGUAGAUAAAAAUAUUUUAGAAAUACAUCAUAGUGUUAUUGUGUAACAAGUAAUUGAAAUAAUAUUUUAAAUGUGUUGAAAUUCAUUAUAAGAUGGUCGGUUAUACAGUUUAAUUUAUUUAUAGAUCAUAAUAUAUUGUAUGAGAAAUGGUAGUUUUAAGUAUUAGUCGUAAGUUUUAUGGAUAAUAAAUGUACAAAGGUAAAGUUAAGAGAUGCGUUGACUUGCGCCCUGGAUUUAUUUGGGCACACAUAACCUCAGUAGAGUUGAGGCUGGAUAUUUACCAAAAAGACAGUUUGCUGGUACACGUGCAUGUAAUGAUGAGACGCGGCGCGCUGCCUGCGCCCGCCUGCCUGCCUGCCUGCCUGCCUGGCUGCCGGGCGGCGGCGGGGGUGGCGCGCUGUCUCGCAGACUGAUGACUGAUUACUUCACGUUCACUUAACAAUCCUAUCAUACAAUUAAUUUCAUCGUAACUUUCGAUACCUUGUAUGUUUGUUAUGCACUAUUGAGUGGAUUGUUGUUUUUUUCCCUGCACUUGUUGGCCAUUGUUAUAACUAAGUUAAUUAAUGGUAUAUUCUAUUGUGGUUAAAUUAUUUAAUUAAGGGUUAUGGAUUAGUUAUUAUUGAUGAUUUAAUAAUUAGAUAUUUGUUUGUCGUUUAAAUGUUAAUGCAUAUCUUCUUAUGCCAGUAACGCACGUGAUAAUGUAUGGUGAUAGACGGAAAAUUGGACACACUUGCUCCGAAACUGAGUGGUUUAUAAACUCAAGUGUG
Spodoptera litura is the source of this 10315-nucleotide messenger RNA. RefSeq lists its product as uncharacterized. Lineage: Eukaryota; Metazoa; Arthropoda; Insecta; Lepidoptera; Noctuidae. The record is from RefSeq and is a predicted model, not a curated record.